Messenger RNA from Priapulus caudatus, 804 nucleotides. RefSeq names its product melanocortin receptor 5-like. The transcript has 3 exons. Bases 1 to 804 code for a protein of 267 amino acids. The record is from RefSeq and is a predicted model, not a curated record. Lineage: Eukaryota; Metazoa; Priapulida; Priapulimorpha; Priapulimorphida; Priapulidae. Gene Ontology annotation, biological process: G protein-coupled receptor signaling pathway. Gene Ontology annotation, molecular function: G protein-coupled receptor activity. Gene Ontology annotation, cellular component: membrane.
AUGGCGACAGCUAAUAGUUCACAGUGCAACAUCUCUGGGUCCGUGUCCGAGAAUGGGAGCUUGUUCGGCUGCAUGGAGUCGGAUAUUGAACAGGGAGAGGUUCCAGAGCCAGCACACAAGCUGAUCGCAAACUUGGCUGUCGCUGAUUUCAUCAUGGGCGUCCGAGGAAUCCUCUUCGCACCAAUGACCUUUCUACUAAAAUUCACACCAAAGAUCAUAUGCGUUGUACACUUCAGUCUGGUUACGCUCGCGGCCGUUGCAUCAACAAAUGCUCUCAUCGCCCUCAACGUAGACAGGUACAUUGCAAUAUCGCGACCUCUACACUACUACCAGAUCGUCACACCGCGCGUUGUCUUGGUAAUGGUAAGCACGGUUUGGGGCUUUGCCUUCUUCAUGAGCGUGAUAACGACCGUUAGCAACCGCUGGGAGCCGGAUCUACCAUGCAUAUUUGACAUCGUUUUGAGUAGAAUAUCUGUCAUCUUAUUCUCGGUAUUUGUUUUGACGUGUGGCGCCGCCCUCGUCUCCAUCUACGCUUACAUGAUGAUGAUUGCCAAGCACCACCAGCAGCAGAUCCACCCGAACCCGAGCAACAGCGGUUCGCAGGAGGAGCCGGCACACAAGCUGAUCGCAAACUUGGUUGUCGCUGAUUUCAUCAUGGGCGUCCGAGGAGUCUUCAUUGUACCAAUAACCUUUCUAAUCGAAUUCCCGCCAAAGAUCAUAUGUCUUGGACACUUCACUGUGGUUUUGAUCUCGUCUCUUGCAUCAACAAACUCGCCCAUUGCCAUCAACGUAGACAUAACGUAA